AACGCCACCACAGAACUGCGUACCCGCUAUGCCGGUCGCAUCCGUCCUGAACACGGAUUGACACCAACACAGUGGGAGACUUUUGUACGGGGCGCGCAUCGUAUCGCUCGGUCAGUACGAGACGAAACAGGACUUCGCACCGUUUUUCAUCCGCAUUGUGCCGGGUAUGUAGAGGCACCAGCAGAGGUGGACACGUUGAUGGCGCACACCGAUCCGAACCUCAUUGGAUUGUGUUUCGAUACGGGACAUUACCGAUUCGGUGGCGGUGAACCGAUUGAGGCAUUUACUCGCCACGCUGACCGGAUCUGGCACGUCCAUUUCAAGGAUUGCCAUCCCGAUGUCGCUGCCCGUUCUCGUAAAGAGGGAUGGGAUUAUUUCGAGUCUGUCGGCAACGGCGUUUUCUGUGAGUUGGGCAAGGGGGACGUUGAUUUCCCCGCGUUUCUUGCAGAAUUACGGAAGCGGGACUACGACGGCUGGAUCGUUGUGGAACAGGAUGUUUUGCCCGGUAUGGGGAGUCCUUAUGAGAGUGCGGAACGGAAUCUUCAGUAUCUGAAUUCGAUCUUAUAG
Geodia barretti is the source of this 567-nucleotide messenger RNA. NCBI's taxonomy places the organism in Eukaryota, Metazoa, Porifera, Demospongiae, Tetractinellida, Geodiidae. The record is from the annotation of a GenBank genome assembly.